AUGAUCAUGAUGAGAUCAAAAGUUCAUGAUGAUGUUCUGCUUCUGAUGCUGCUGCAGCUUGUGUUCUUUGUAACUACAUUUGAUAUGGUUGCAGGAUAUGACCGAGUGCAUGUGAGAAUCUCUAAUGAAUUGGAUUUGGGUAUUGAUCUUAAACUUCAUUGCAAAUCUCGGGAUAACGAUCUUGGCGAGCAUCUACUACACUACAACAAUAGCUACUACGAAUUCAGCUUUAGGCCGAGAUAUUUUGGGAGCACACUGUUCUAUUGCAGUUUUAGGUGGAAUACCGAUGGGUGUUCUAAACUGUAUUGGUUCGACAUCUACGACUAUCAUAGAGACGGAACUCGUUGCAGUGAAUGUUAUUGGAAAGCUCUUCUAACUGGUCCAUGCAUGCUAAACCCAGAUGAUAAUCAGCAUGAUCUUUGCUAUAGCUGGAAUUAUUGA
Molecule: messenger RNA, 441 nt
Organism: Juglans microcarpa x Juglans regia
Lineage: Eukaryota; Viridiplantae; Streptophyta; Magnoliopsida; Fagales; Juglandaceae
Product: S-protein homolog 3-like
Exons: 1
Coding region: 1-441 (146 amino acids)
Source: RefSeq, a predicted model, not a curated record